AUGAUACCCAGACUAGGCUGGUCGCGGGUAUCACUUGCAGCACUGGACUCAUCACGGGAUGGCAGAGGACAACGGGUGGCACGAGAUGUGUUCAUAGGCUCCAAAUACUCUGACCUUUAUCCUCUGAAAAUCACCGUCCACAACGGUCGUCUUGACGUCUGUACUGACUGGUUCGCCUCCACUGGUGACUACUCGGCAGAGUGUCCAUCCGGUGGUUGCCGAGAUCUGAUUGCAUCGCUGACUGCCCUGUUCCUGACGCACAACGAGACAACGGCGCGUGCACAAGCACCUGUCAAUCUGACAGUCUCUGCGCUGGUCGGAUCACGCAUUGUCACCGGUAAUGGGCUUUCAUGGAGCAACAAUUCGCAAGAAAACACCAUUGCCUACGCUACCACCCCGUCUGACUUCCUGAUGUCGGCAUUGAACUGGAAGAGUUCAGAGAUGCAGAGCUCUGAGCUGCCUCCACCAUACAGGAUCGAACCGGGCCCAUCCAAAGUCCGAGGCUAUCAGACAGCUUCGUGGCUGCAGCCACUUGUGGUCGUUCAAUGCGCUCCGAAUGCGACCGACAUAAUUCACAGCAAGAACGUAACGCAAAACGGGAGGCCAUACCCCCCGCCCAGAGUAGUUGACUUCGACACCGAUGCUGUGCCCUUCUCAUUUCUGAAGGGGGUUCAUGAGCCCAUCAACAUCUCCCUGAGCACCGGUCUUCUGAAUGGAAUAUUUGAGCGGGCAUUGGCUGAGUCGACUUUUCCACGAGAGAACAAAAGUCAGGCCGCGUUCGUCAACAUCGACGAUCAAUUGGGUUUCCAUGGCUCAGUCGCCAUGGUCCUGCCUAAAAUAUAUGGAGGCCUGUUUACAAAAGUUGACCUCUGCAUCGCAGAACCGAGCUGGGUCGAAUCGGACAUCAAGUUGGUUCAAAACGCUACGGCCAGCCCGGUACCGUGGAGUGGAAUAAGUGUCGAUCUCGAGGCUAUGAUACAUGAUCACUCGGCAAAUGGCCGUCCACUCAUGCGUCUCGAACCGGACUGGAUUGAUUCCCUUAAUCAGAAAGUGCCCAGGGUACAACCUCAUUUACAGGAAGAAAAAGUGCCACUUUUCGACUACAUAGCCUCAUUUUGCUCCAUGGCUACGUCUAAACAGAUGUGCCAGUCGAUCUUCCUAGCUUCUUUCCUGGUCGACGCCAUGUCCCGGUCCCAUCACGUCCACCCGAGCGUGUAUUUCUCCAGCAAUGCGAACGGUUCUGGGAACGGGUACGAAGUCAUGCGCAGCACAGCAUAUAAUCAAGGCAUCAAUACCACAUUGACAGACACUCUCGAAGGAAAUGACCUCUUGGAUGCAGACUUGUACACAAACAUCCCGUUCGCGAUAUCAAAAUAUGCCUACGGCUACCGGCUGGAUAACUUGACUGUCGUGUUUGCAAUGGCGGUGUUGCUUUUGCAUGUAGCACUUGUCCUCGCGCACGUGCUCAUUGGCCUCCUCGGAUCUUCUUGGUCGAGCAUGGCAUGGUCGGGGCUCGGCGAGCUCCUUGCCCUGGGGAUUCAAUCGGAUCGAACACCACUUCUGGAGAACUCGGGAGCUGGAGUCUCUCGACCAAGCAUCUGGAGGCUGAAGGCUUCCGUCAGAGAGCUUGAGUCUGAGAAAAGACUUCAGCUCGUUCUUUGUGUGCAGCCGCACAAUGAUAAACGGCACCAAGUUUGUGCGGGAGCCAGCAUGGGUCUAUUGCCAAAGGCAGACCAGGAGUAUGGUCGACAACAGUAG
This is a messenger RNA of Diaporthe citri, 1758 nucleotides long. RefSeq lists its product as uncharacterized. The transcript has a single exon. NCBI's taxonomy places the organism in Eukaryota, Fungi, Ascomycota, Sordariomycetes, Diaporthales, Diaporthaceae. The coding region runs from base 1 to 1758 and encodes 585 amino acids. The record is from RefSeq and is a predicted model, not a curated record.